Paramecium sonneborni is the source of this 1952-nucleotide messenger RNA. NCBI's taxonomy places the organism in Eukaryota, Ciliophora, Oligohymenophorea, Peniculida, Parameciidae. The record is from the annotation of a GenBank genome assembly.
AUGGGAAAUAAUAAUAGCUAAGAAUCCACAAAGUUAGCUUAAUUGUAUUGUGAAUAUCAACCAACAAAAACACGAGAUGAGUGUAUUUCAAUCAAUUAAUUUAGAAUUUGGAGAUUGUACAGUCUUAGUUAAUAAAUAAAAUCCAAAAGUAAAGCUUAUUUUGAAAGAAUAUACUUAUACAGAUGAAAUACUAUUUAAGAAAAGUAAGAAGGAAUUUGAAAAUAAGUAAUAAUAAAUUCAAAAUCAAUACAUUCUUAAGAUUGUAGAUAUCUAUACUACUUAAGAUCAAUAAGUGUGUAGUUAAUUUUUUAAAAUAUACAUAUUGAUAGAACAUCCUACUUCCUAAUUGGCUACAACAUAAUUGGCAUCCUAAGAUUAUUGGGCAGUUUUAUUCGGAUAUGUUAGAGCAUUAGAAGAUUUAUAAAAUAAAUGCAUAUAACAUGAACAUAUCUAAUCAAAAACAUUAUACUUACCACCUAAAAUAAGUAUUCCUUCACUUUAUGAACAAUCUACUAAUUUUUAAUAACUAUUUUAAAAUAAUAAAAUCAGUGAUGUUUUUUUAUCACCAUUACAAACAUUGGCUCUAAGACAAAAGGAAUUUUAACCUCAACAUAAUCCAUACAAAAGUGAUGUAUUUAUUCUUGGAAUGUGCAUAUUAUAGAGUAUUUUAAAAGCUCCGAUAAAUGAUUGUUACAAAUAAUUGUAUUUGGUAGAAGAAGUUUUAUUAACUAAAUUACAUUAAUUAAAUUCUGUUGUCCAACCCUAAUUGUUUGAAGUCAUUCAAUCUAUGUUAAUGAUCUAAGAAAAUUAAAGACCUGAUUUUAUAGACUUAUCAAAAUUAUUAGACUAGAAAUAUUAAGAAUCAACAUCUAUUAAUAAUUUUAAAUAUUAACUUAGAUCUUUUAAUUCAUAAGAUCAGUAGUAAUAAAGUUCUAUAUAGUCUUAGUAAAUUUAAUAGUAAUAAUAAUAAUAAUCUAAUCCUUAAUAUUAAUAGUAGACUCUUCCUAUAAUGAAAUAAAUAAAAAGUUCAAAAUCUAAUGCUAAAAAACCUUCACUUAGGGAAAUUAUUACUGAACAAUCAAAUACUAACUCAACUAUGGCUAGUAGAAUGUAGGAAGAUUCAGUUUAACCUAAUUUACCUGAUAAUUGUGAUUUAAUUUAAUAAAUUGUUUGCUCAUAAUAAAUUUCGAAAUUAUCAAAAAUUGAUGAGAAUAUUGAUACUAAUGAAAAUGAUGAAAAUUUUACUAAUAGAUCUUAAAAUUUACCAUUACAAGAUCAUACUGAUUAACAUGUUAAUUAAAAUUUUGAAUUAAAGCUUAGUGAUAUAAAUGUCAAAGAAUCUUAAUAAUAAUUUUCACUUCCAUUUGAUUUACCUCAACAAUAAUAACAAUAACCUCAUAUUUCAGGAUUUUCAUCUUAAGGAGAAAUAUUUGUAAAUGAAUAAUAUUAAGAUGGUUCUAAAUAUAAUGGAUAUAAAUUUAAUGGAAUGAGACAUGGCCAAGGAAUAUUUUAUUAUAAAGAUGGAGGAUAUUAUGAUGGGAAUUGGUAGUUCAAUCAUAUGCAUGGUUAUGGUACUUUAUAAUUAAAAAUAAUAGGUACUCUAUAUUAUUCAAAUGGUAAUCCAGCUUAUAAAGGAUCAUGGAAUUAAGAUAAAUUUUAAGGUUAUGGAAUAUUAUUUAAUGAAAUGACAUCUUAAUUAAAUGAACCAUUUAAUUAUUAAGAUUUUGAUCAUAUUGAAGAGUAAUUCUAUUGUGUAAUGUAGUUUUUGGACUAAGUAUGAAGGAGAGUUUAAUGAUGAUAAUAAAGAAGGUUAAGGAACUCUAUAUUUAUCAAAUGGUGAAAAAUUUUGUGGUUAAUUUCUUAAAGAUUAUAUUAAUGGAUUUGGGUUAUUCCAUACAAAAAAUCAAAAAAUAGUUGAAGGAAGAUGGGUCAAUAAUAAAUUAAUUAAAUGA